Messenger RNA from Letharia columbiana, 1269 nucleotides. RefSeq lists its product as uncharacterized. The transcript has 2 exons. Bases 1 to 1269 code for a protein of 422 amino acids. The record is from RefSeq and is a predicted model, not a curated record. NCBI's taxonomy places the organism in Eukaryota, Fungi, Ascomycota, Lecanoromycetes, Lecanorales, Parmeliaceae. Gene Ontology annotation, cellular component: COP9 signalosome; cytosol.
AUGGAGUCUCCAAGUACUCGCGAAACCCUUGCAAAGCUCGAGAACCCGUCAACCUCUCAAUCAGAGAAACCGUCCGGCUACAAUGAUCUCCUACGCCAGAUCACCUCCAGCUCAGAUCCCUCCCAAGUGCCACCGAACCUUAUAGCGUUCAUCGACUCGAUACUAAAGGAUUCUUUGGGCAUUAUAGCGGCGAGACCGUUACUAGCAUCAGCCGUUGAGGCCAUCGGCUCAAUCAAGAGUACAGAGUCCAAGAUUGAGGUCGGGACCCACGCUUUACAGAUUUUGGAGUCAAGGGUUGUUUCAUUUGAGGAGCAAGAUGCUAUGAUACGGGAGAUCACGGCAGAUGCCUAUCAAGAGCAGGAAGACUUUAUUGACGCCGCGAAGAUGCUACAAGGCAUACAACUAGAAUCAUCACAACGUAAGAUCUCAGACGAUGCAAAAGUCAAGACCUGGAUGCGGAUCUGCCGACUUUACAUCGAAGAGGAUGACACUACGAGCGCUGAAAGCUACCUGAACCGGGCAAAGAAUCUACUCUACAAAGUGGAGGACCCAGAACUCAACCUCAUGUUUCAUCUCUCUCAGGCUCGAAUACUUGAUGCUCGGCGAAAGUUUCUCGACGCCAGCUCAGCAUACCAUAGCGUCAGCUUCAACAUGACACUCGCCGAAGAAGAACGCAUGCAUGCUCUUUCUGCAGCUAUCAAAUGCGCUGUGUUAGCACCCGCAGGCCCACAACGAUCACGUACUCUCGCAAAGCUAUACAAAGACGAGAGAGCACCUCAUGUCGCUGAAUUUGGCAUUCUAGAGAAGAUGUUCUUGGAUCGUCUACUCUCGGUAGAGGAAGUCGACAAAUUCGCAGACAGCCUUGCCCCUCAUCAGCUUGCAAGGACGAGUGAUGGGUCUACGGUCCUUCGAAAGGCUGUUAUAGAACACAAUCUUCUGAGCACUUCCAGACUGUACAACAACAUCGGGGUCAACGAACUUGGCUUACUGCUAGAUCUUGAUGUUGAGCGAAGUGAAGAAUAUGCGGCUGGCAUGAUGGAACAGGGACGCUUGACAGGCAGGAUAGAUCAGAUUGACGGGAUGAUCUUCUUCGACGGUGGUGAAGGUAGUGAGGAGAGGACAAAUGGAGGGCAGGCUGGUAACGUGGUUGGUCGUGACCUUAGGAAAUGGGAUGCCAAGGUGCAAGGUGUUGCAGAAGAGGUUGAGCGCGUUGCUUCUACGUUGCAAGCUCUGUAUCCGGAUUUCUCGAGUGCCAAUUUGGUCCAUUAG